Molecule: messenger RNA, 429 nt
Organism: Trichoderma citrinoviride
Lineage: Eukaryota; Fungi; Ascomycota; Sordariomycetes; Hypocreales; Hypocreaceae
Product: Cerato-platanin
Exons: 2
Coding region: 1-429 (142 amino acids)
Source: RefSeq, a predicted model, not a curated record
AUGCAACUGGCACAGGUCUUGACGGCUCUUAUUUUGGCCGCCCCUACCACUGCCACUCGUGUUUCGUACGACACUGGCUACGACGAUGCCUCUCGUCCUUUGGGUGACGUAUCGUGCUCCGACGGUGUCAAUGGCCUCAUAACAAGGUACCAUUGGCAGACUCAGGGGCAAGUGCCCAGUUUCCCAUAUAUUGGCGGCGUUCAAGGCAUCGAAUGGAACUCUACCAUGUGCGGUUCUUGCCACAGAUUGGACUACGGAGGCCGCAGCAUCCAUAUGCUAGCAAUCGACGCCGCUUAUGACGGCGGCUACAACGUUGCCUUGGAUGCUUUGAACAACCUCACUGACGGCCAUGCCGCCGAAUGGGGGCAUGUGGACGCUGUGGCUACGCAGGUUUCUGUGCAGGAGUGUGGGUUGUCCACCGUGUCCUGA